Messenger RNA from Chlamydomonas reinhardtii, 1868 nucleotides. RefSeq lists its product as uncharacterized. Lineage: Eukaryota; Viridiplantae; Chlorophyta; Chlorophyceae; Chlamydomonadales; Chlamydomonadaceae. The transcript is spliced from 3 exons. The coding region runs from base 192 to 1373 and encodes 393 amino acids. The record is from RefSeq and is a predicted model, not a curated record.
CACUUGAUACAUAGUGCUGAACGCAGUGAGCAUAUAGGACCACAGCCAGCCCGACGGCUGUUGACUAGUCUACAUCGGCGACCCACAACACCUUGGGUACACGCUUCGUAGCUUUCAAAGUCUACAUAUAAGGACAGCCACCUUUUGGGCAGUCAUCUGAGCCCACAUAACAGUGCUUCAACUUGUUGACCAUGCGGUUGCAUUUCGCGGCCCUCGCGGCCGUCCUGAUUGCGGCGCACGCUGUCCACUCGGCAGCUGCCUUUGAUGUGCCGCUGUACGCGAACGAUAAGGUAACCGCGGGCAAGGCGCGUCUGGAUGCGCUCACCGACAACAUCAAGUACUUGGCACCAGGCAGCGUUGUGAAGCUGGCUACGUCCCAGCCGGAUCUCAGCAUGGCGACGGGCUACGUGAUUCCCUCGAACAAGGGCUCCUACUGGACGCAGGAGGGCCUGAGCCCCAGCUCCCCCAAGGUCGCCGCGCUCAAGGCCUUUGUGUCCGGCGGCGGCGCACUGCUGCUGCUCGACGGCAAGGUUGACGGCGACAACAGCCACCUCCCUCUCCUCUCCGCACUCCUGGGCUACGACACCAAGUGCUCCGCCAUGGACAUUCCCGCCGACACCAACAUGAACCUGCGCCUCACCACCGGCUAUUUCGCCAAGCUGGACGGCAAGAUCAAGGUCAAGCCACGCCAGGGCGUCUCCGCCAUGAUCUGCGGCACCGGCGGCCCCAUCUACUCGGCCUACGUCCAGGGCCGCAAACAGAUGUCGGUGGCCAUAUACUGGCCGCUGGGCAAGGGCACCGUGUACUGGAUCGGCUCCGCCUUCUCCAUCCCCCACCUCAAGGGCUACCAGGAGGCUAUGGGCGCGGCGCUGCUGACCGCCGCCGCCGGCCCCGCGCCCGAGCCCGCGCCCAAGCCGUCGCCUGCGCCCAAGCCGUCUCCUUCUCCCUCUCCUUCCCCAUCGCCCAAGCCCUCCCCCUCUCCCUCCCCUUCUCCCUCCCCUUCUCCCUCCCCUUCCCCCUCCCCUUCUCCCUCUCCCUCUCCCUCGCCCUCUCCCUCUCCCAGCCCCUCUCCCUCUCCCUCUCCCUCUCCCAGCCCCUCUCCCUCUCCCUCUCCCAGCCCUUCGCCUCCUCCCCCCUCGCCUCCUCCCCCUUCGCCUCCCCCUCUCUCGCCUCCCCCUUCCCCUCGCCCUCCUUCUCCCCUGCCCAAGCCUUCCCCCUCUCCCAGCCCCUCUCCUUCUCCCUCGCCCUCGCCCUCUCCGUCUCCCUCUCCCAAGCCCUCUCCUAGCCCCUCUCCCAAGCCCGCAAAGAAGUCCCCGCCCCCGGCCGACGCGCCUCCUCCUGAUUACCUGGCGCCGCCCCCUGGCACGCAGUAAGCGGGUGGCCGUCUCGCGGCUCUGCAGCUGCAACGCUGCACUCCUCGAAGUGGACGACAAGGUGGAAGCCGCGAAGUGCACGUGGGUGGACAGAGCGUCGGAUCACGGUCCGUAAUUUGCACGGACGGCACAGCAGCCCUGCACAUUUAGGUCUUCAGGCCGCCAGUAUUCAUGCUGUUGAGCAGCUGCGGAAGCUGCUCGUUCGUGGACGUCGUGUUGAGGCUGUGGCGGGCUGAAGCUAGAAAGUAGAGAUUGUUACUUAACUUGAUAUAUAGCGCGCAUUUGCCUAGAACUGACGGAAUAGGUGCCCUGUAUCAGAUAAAUGCACCCCCGUGCCAAUCGGGGGACGGGUGCAGCACGCCAGCACGAUUUGGAUGAUGCUUUGGAGCUAUGCUUUUCUCAUGCUGUGGGCACGGCAUGUUGCUGCAACUCCUAGCGGGUGGAGGACGGUGAUAUAUUCAUGCAGAUAUGCGUGGUGUAAUUCACUAAUUCCGG